AUGUAUCAAGACCCCGGUGGCACCAACAACAGCAUCAGAUCUGACUUUUGGAUCCCCACCCACCCUCUGCAGCUACUUCAGUCACCUCUGGACAAGAGAAAUGGUCACCUAUUCCUAACCACCAUCCGAAAUACCCUACUCCUCCCUUCUUUUCUUUCUUUUAUUUCUUUUUUCCAGAUUGUCACACCAGAUUGUUACGAUGCGGACGACCGCAAUAUUAAUAGCAGCACGACUGCUCCAGAUCUCAUAUGCAACGCCCACGGGCUCCAACCAGCAGCAACUCCUGCAGGCGCCAUUGGAGGACCUGGCAAAUUCACACCACCCACAACCAGCAUCGAGACGAUUGCAUGGCCGCUUCCUCCACAUAACCGGUACCAUGGAAAUGCGAGAUCUCUUAUCUUGUGCGAUGCUAAUGACAUCCCAGACUUGCACCCGGACAUUCACUACAAGCCGCGCUCGUCGACCGACGAAGAAGAUGCGUGUCAUCGUGGGAAGGGGCCCGCGGGGUUCUAUGGCGCGGAGACAUCCGAUUGCGAUAGUCCGUACAGUCUCGUGAACGCGACGUUUAAAUGGAUCGAGGAGAAUGUCAAAGAUACGAUCGAUUUUGUGAUAUGGACGGGCGACUCGGCGCGACAUGAUAGUGAUGAGGAUAUACCGCGAAAUCAAGACGAGGUGCUAGACACCAAUCGAUGGGUUGCGAAGCUGUUUGCGGAUACCUUUAAAGCGGAUGCCGGGUCUGAGAAGGCGUUGUCGAUUCCGAUCGUCUCGACGUUUGGAAAUAAUGAUAUCCUGCCGCACAAUAUCCUGCUCUCGGGGCCAAAUAAGUGGUUGAAAUCUUAUACGGAUAUCUGGAGCAAGUUUAUACCCGAGGAACAGAGACAUGGAUUCGAACGCGGGGGCUGGUAUUUUGUGGAGGUUAUUCCGAACAAAUUGGCCGUUUUUAGUUUGAAUACGUUGUAUUUUUUCAAGAAUAAUGCGGGCGUUGAUGGUUGCACUUUACGUUCUGAGCCUGGGUUUGAACAUUUCGAGUGGUUGCGGAUCCAGUUGCAAUUCUUGCGAGAAAGAGGCAUGAAAGUUAUGCUCAUGGGCCAUGUUCCUCCGGCGAGAACGGAUAGUAAGGCUCUAUGGGACGAGACUUGUUGGCAAAAGUACACGCUAUGGCUUCGACAGUACCGUGAUAUCAUCGUUGGUGGACUCUACGGCCAUAUGAACAUUGAUCAUUUCAUGUUACAGGAUACCAAGCAAAUCACCAUUUUGGGAGAUGAAGGGGCAUCUACCGCUGAUGAAGACCGCGACAUCAUGGAUGAUGAACUUUCCAUUGAAUCUGCGAAUGAUUAUCUUGAGGAGUUGCGUCAGAAUUGGUCAGACUUGCCGAACCCUGCUUCGGCUUUGAAGGAUCCAAAAUCUGUCAAGCACAGCGGGAAAUCAAAAAAGGGCAAGGGCAAGAAAGGAAAGGGUGGAAAGGGAAAGAAGUCCAAGAAAGAUAAGCUUCUUGAUAAAAUUGGUGGUCCUUGGGGAGAGAGAUUUCAUGUCACGAAUGUUGGGCCGAGUGUAGUGCCGAAUUACUUUCCGACUAUCCGUAUUGUCGAGUACAACAUUACGGGCCUUGAUGGUGUUACUCUCUGGGCGGACACCAAGGUGAUUUCGAAGGAUACGACGGAGGCGGAUUGGCUUGAUGAGGAGGCACCAUUGGAUGUGAUGGAUUCUGAUGAGGAAAUCGAAGAGGAACUUGAGAAUGAUGAAGAGACGACCAGCCAGGACCUUGACGACGAGGAAACCUCUUCUAAACACAAGAAGAAGAAGUCUAAGCACGGCAAAAAGAAGCGAAAACACGGCAAAAAACCAACAGACCCCAAUCUCACCGUCCCCCAAGCCCCAACAAAGGGCACACCACCUGGCCCAGCCUACUCCCCUCAAUCUCUGACGCUGCUCGGUUACACUCAGUAUUUCGCUAAUCUGACGGCUAUUAAUAACAUGACGCUCGUUGAAUCGGACGAUGAUGAAAUUGACGAGGAGAAAUGGCGAAAAGGCAAACAUGAGGGUAAACACCCGAAGAAUAAAGUGCCGCAUCCGAAGCCUUUUGCGUUUGAAAUCGAGUAUAGCACGUUUAACGAUACCGUGUUUAAGUUGAGGGAUAUGACUGUGAGGAGUUAUAUCAGAUUGGCGCAUCGCAUUGGACAGUAUAGGCCGGGGAAGGGGGAUUCGAUUGAGGAUGUUGAGGGGCAGGGCGAGGACUUGGAGUGGAGUGAUGAGAUUGGGGACGAGGAGCCGAGCGAUGACGAAGAUGAAAUGAAUGAGUCUGAUGAGCACAACGAAGCCGAAGAUGAAGACGAAGAUGAUAGCGACGACGCAGAAGACGACGACGUAGAAACGGAUAAACAUAAGAAAAAGCAUCAUAAGAAGAAGCACCAUAAGAAGAAGCAUCACCACAGGAACGAGAAGAAUAAGGUCUGGUUGACCUUUAUCCAACGCGCUUUCGUGGGGACGUUGGGCAAGGAUGAGCUGGAGAGUUUUGACGGGGUUGGUGAUGUGGAUGAGGUUGUCGGGGAUGGGAGGCAUUCUGGGGAGUUAUGA
This is a messenger RNA of Glarea lozoyensis ATCC 20868, 2574 nucleotides long. Its product is annotated as Metallo-dependent phosphatase. Bases 1 to 2574 code for a protein of 857 amino acids. Gene Ontology annotation, biological process: polyphosphate catabolic process. NCBI's taxonomy places the organism in Eukaryota, Fungi, Ascomycota, Leotiomycetes, Helotiales, Helotiaceae. Gene Ontology annotation, cellular component: fungal-type vacuole. The record is from RefSeq and is a predicted model, not a curated record. Gene Ontology annotation, molecular function: endopolyphosphatase activity; exopolyphosphatase activity. The transcript has 2 exons.